GCGGUGCGACACGAGGACGUGAUGGACAAGCAGGUCGACAUGAAGCGCGUGCAGGAGCUGGUGGCCGACCUGCGCGAGCCGCGCCAGGCCCACUACUUCACCGAUCUGCUGCUGUGUGCCGGCCUAGGCUGGCUCGCCUUUGCCGUGGCCGUGCUGCCGGGCGCCGUGGGCGUGCGCGUGGCGGCCUUCAUCGUGGCGGUGCUGCUGCUGUACCGCACGCUCGGCUUCAUCCACGAGAUCUUCCACCAGCAGGGCAUGAAGACCUUCCGGCAUGUCUGGCAUGCGGUGUCCGGCGUGCCGCUGCUGAUCCCCUUCCUGCUCUACCUGCCCAUCCACCAGGGCCAUCACAACAAGCUGACCUACGGCACGCAGGAGGACGGCGAGUACGACCAGUUCCAUGGCCGUGCCGGGGCGGCGAGCGCCAAGCUCUUCGCGCUGAACCUCGCGCUGCCGCUGGCGCUGUGGGUGCGCUUUGCCAUCCUGACGCCGCUGUCGAUGGUGCUGCCGCCGAUCCGCGAGAAGAUGAUUCCGGAGUUCGUGCACAUGGCGCUGCGCAUGCCCUACCGCGCGCCGGCGAUCAAGGAGAGCGCCCGCGCCGAGGCCAUGGCCGUGGAGUGGUGGUGCUGCGCUUUCGGCUGGGCGAUGGUCGCCGUGGGCGCCCUGGCCGGCUGGCAGUGGGUGGCGGCCUGGGCGCUGCUCGUGAUCGCGAUCGCGACGCUCAACACCAUCCGCGCCCUCGGCGGCACGCAUCUGUAUGUCGAGGAGGCCCAGGGGCGCGACGCCCGCGGCCAGUUGCUGGAUUCGCUGAACGUCGACUCCAACAGCCCGCUCACCGUGCUGCUGUGCCCCGUGGGCCUGCGCUUUCAUGCGCUGCACCACGUGGCGCCCUACCUGCCGUAUCACGCGCUGCCCACCGCCCACCGCCGCCUGAUGGAACAGCUGCCCGCGGGCUCGGAGUACCACCAGGUGACCGUGCGCUCGCUCGGCGAAGGCAUCGGCCGCCUGCGUCAGGCCACGGCGCUCAGGGCGGCGGCAGGAAAGGCGUGACGACGGCGAUCAGUCGCUCGACCCAGGCCGUGGUGCUGUCGAGCUCCGCCCCGUCGAGCACGGGCCUGACCUACAGCUGGGAUUUCGGUGACGGCAGCACCAGCACCGAUGCCAGCCCCCAGCACAGCUACGCCAAGCCGGGCGACUACACCGUGCGCCUGACGGUCGGCAAUGGCAGCGCCACCGUGUCGGGCACGGCCAGCGUGAGCGUCAACGACAGCGCCCGCCUUCGCGCCAAUCUGUGCACCAAGGCGGACGGCGCGGGCUGGUGCCUGCUGCGCGGCACGCAGUCGGCCGUCGACCUGGCCGACGUGUCCUGGAGUUCUGCCACGCGGGGCCUGGCCGUCACGCUGGGCGGGGUCGUCCUCGACACGCAGGACGGCGGCCAGACGUGGUCGCCGUUCAGCCUCGGGCUGGCGCUCGACGGCGAAGAGCCGCAGCGAUUGGUGGCGAGUGACGCCAGCACGGUGCAGGCCGGCAUGACCCUCGUCCAACCGGCCGCGGCCGGCGCGUACUACGCCGACGUGGCAGCGCUCGACGACAACCGUGCGUGGGUGGUGCGUUUCGACCCCGGCACGGCCUCCAGUACCGUGCUGGCGACCACCAAUGCCGGUGAGGGCUGGUCACCCGCCGGCGUGGCGGCCAAUCUCCAGGCCCAGGCCGUGAGGGUGUGGGAUGCCCAGCGGCUGGCGCUGCUGGGGCGGGUGCCCGGCACCGACCCGUCGGGAAGCUGCGUGUCCACCUCGUCCGAUGGCGGGCAGACCUGGGCCCGCAGUUGCUUCGCCGAAGAGGCGGCGGACCUGGUCUGGCGCGAUGCCCAGACGCUGUGGCUGGUCGGCCAGCCGCUGCGGCGGUCGACCGACGCGGGGCGCACCUGGAGCGUCGUCGAUAUCGGCCUGGGUGCCCAGGACCGCCCGGUGACGGCCCAGUUCCCGACCACGAAUUUCGGUGUGAUGGUGGGCGGCAACGGGCUGGUCCUCGUGACCCGGGAUGGUGGCGGGACCUGGCAGCGUCAGGCGCGGGCGACCGGCCAGCGGCUCGAUGGCAUCAGCUUCACCGACAGCAAGAACGGCUGGAUCACCGGCAUCGGUGUCGUCCUGGGGACCGGCACGGGCGGCGACU
Molecule: messenger RNA, 2169 nt
Organism: Ostertagia ostertagi
Lineage: Eukaryota; Metazoa; Nematoda; Chromadorea; Rhabditida; Trichostrongylidae
Source: the annotation of a GenBank genome assembly